Molecule: messenger RNA, 2173 nt
Organism: Pomacea canaliculata
Lineage: Eukaryota; Metazoa; Mollusca; Gastropoda; Architaenioglossa; Ampullariidae
Product: putative bolA-like protein K11H12.1
Exons: 6
Coding region: 198-629 (143 amino acids)
Cellular component (GO): mitochondrion
Source: RefSeq, a predicted model, not a curated record
AACGCCAAUGGCUUGUUGAGGAUUGACGAGAAGUUUGUGUCUGCAAAGCAGCCUGUAACAGCACACGUCGCAAAGCUAUAACACAACAUUAUCUUUGUCACUAACAAUAAUAAUCAUAGUUUUGUUUCUUUAGAAAUUGUUAGCAUCAGUGCCAGUGGUAUUUCGGAGUCCUCAUUUCCUUCUGAUUUUAAGAUCUGAUGGCAAGAUCCAUGAGUGGUGCUACACCUUUCGGUAAAUUAAACCUUUUCAGGUCUGUGGUACCUGUUCAGACACAACCAUCAAGCCAUUGUCGACAAAUGAGUGCCAUGGUCCAGAAGCCAUUGGAAAAUUCCAUCAGAGAUAAACUUAGCACAACAUUUCAGCCCAAAGUACUGGACGUUGUUAAUGAGAGUUAUAUGCACAAUGUUCCCAAAGGGUCAGAGACACACUUUAAGGUUGUUGUGGUAUCAGAUGCCUUUGAGGGUGUGUCCUUAGUUGAGAGACAUAGAAAAAUCAAUACCUUGUUGCAAGAGGAGUUUUCCAAAGGAUUACAUGCAUUGUCCAUUGUUGCCAAAACUUCAAGUCAGUGGGAGAAGAGUUCACAAAAAGUGGACCCAUCACCACCAUGCAGGGGUGGGGCAGGCUUGUGACAAACAUAUGGUUCUGAUGUGUGUUUCUUAGUAUUAAUCUAUCUGAAUUUAAAUAUUACCAAAUAAAAGCUGUGCAUGUAUUGAGAAAUGUGCCACUCAAAUGUUGUUGUCUUUAAGCCCUGAGAAUGUCUUGUCCUUCAGAUCUGAAGGUAAAGGUCUCAGGUAUUAUUUAAACAAAGACUGACUUGAGUGCAGUGAACAAGAUGUACAGUAAGUUAAGAAAGGCAGGACUGUGAGACCUAAAGAGUGUAAUAGGACUGACUGGCUGUUAGUAUGGUCUGUGCAGAAAUCACUGAACUAUCUAGAUUAUAUGCCAUUAUACAGAUGUUGAUAAUGAGAAAAAGUUGCACAGAGAAGAAAACAUGUAUCCGCAUCUGUGCAAGACUAUAAUUAAAUUUUAUUUGGUGUACAAAAUGUUCCCUACUGUUAAACUACCAAGGUGUUUAAGAUUCCAGUCUAAUGCUUGGCAUAGUGAUUUUUCUGUAAUGUUUCAAGAUAAGCUCAAACAGAACUGAUGCUAUAAUCAAUCAUAUCAGGAAUCUUAUGCUGAUUACAUAUAGAAGUUAUAUAUUUUACAGUCAUAAGCAACUUAGUCAUGUGCUUGAUUAUGAGACAAUGUCUUGUUGAUUUAGAGUUGUAAUGACGCUUUUGACUAUUAUUGCAUAAACAACAAUUCGUUAGAGGUGCAUAAGAAAGCAAACAUAAAUAAAAGAGGAACAUUAAUUUAAGUAGGCCCUAUUUUGGUAAUAUUUAAACACUAACAAUUAUUCAGAGAUCCAGAAAAUCUGUACCUCUCCUUCGCUGUUAAGGACACCGUUUUGUAUAACUUGUACAGUCAGAUCAAUUUUUGAAGCAACAGUGAGUAUUGCAAACUGCUGACAUUUUAUCAUGGGUGUUUCAGCAAGACUCCUAUUACAUUUAUGCAAUGUAGAUUGCACUAAGCAUGUGUAUGAAAGUGAUGGAGGGCAAAGGUUGGUACAUUGCUGUCAUUAUUGUAACUGUCUGCAUAACUGCUGCCAUCAGUAUCAUCAAGUCAUUGUUAUGACCAUCAUCAUGGACUUUGCAGACAGAUACUGACUUGCAGGCUGAUAAAGAAAACUGUACCAAGUACUAAUACUGCAAACAGCUUCAAAAUGUCUUUAAAAAGCUAUCUUUUCCAGUCUGUGUAAUAGCUCUGAGAAUGUUAUGCUCUUGUACUUUGUGUCAGUCCUGUUUAAUUGUAUCUAAGUGCAUGAGAUAUGCUUUGAGUCAGUUAACUGGUCAGACGGAGGUGUAUGAUAUUAGGGUGAAGUGAGUUUUUGUAAAAAAUAUAUUGUAGAUGCCAUGUGUUCCCAUAUCAGGGGAAGUAUGUGUGUCACCAAUAUAUUAUUAUACUGUAUUUAUUAUUGUAUGUGACCUAAUCAGCUUGUGCACGAGUUGGAAAAAAGUUACUAAUUGACGACAUGAAUACACAUAAUUAUUCAAAAACUUCCCACCAAUUAAACAGAGCAUCAGCUGUACAUAAUGAUUCAAACAAUUCCCACCAAUUAAACAGAACUUCAUAA